Messenger RNA from Dermacentor albipictus, 928 nucleotides. RefSeq lists its product as uncharacterized. The record is from RefSeq and is a predicted model, not a curated record. Lineage: Eukaryota; Metazoa; Arthropoda; Arachnida; Ixodida; Ixodidae.
UGGCCGCAGGGGCACAUGGAUAACCCUUUUGUAUUCAUCGUGCAGUGUGCGCUGCCUUCGCCUCCUCUGCGUCAGCCUGCGAAUUUACAGGUAUUCUACAAUAAUUGGGAAUCCACUGCAGCGCAAUGCCCGCGGCACAGACACGUGACCUCUGAGAUUAUCUCGGCACAAUCACGUGGGCCACGCGCAAGCCCGCGGGAGUCGGGCCAUGCUUCAAAGCUACGCGCCACAUUGCGAAAGCGGAUCUGCUUGCAUGGUCGGCUCCUGUGGGACGUGUGGGACUCCUGCGGACGGCCUCCGAGACCAUUCACUUGUACUUGAUGUUGGGUCUUUUACAUGUAUACAUAAACUACAGAUAUGCACAUCAGAGCCCGACGAGUAAUUUCUAAAUUCAAUUAUUUUAGACAGCGCGCACAUAUGGAAUACUAACGUAAUCUCAAAUACCAGUAAGCAGCUGGGACACAACUCGUUGUUGAGCAUAGUGUCGGGUAAAAUAAGUAGAUCAUGUGAACACUUUUUCCUUAAAUCAGUGUCUACAAGGCGUACGCAAAAAUUUUUUUUUCUUGGGCACCAAUUGCUGUAUAAGUAAGGGAACUGAACCCACCACAUUAACGUAACAUAUGUUAUACAUCAUACUGAUAGGUGCCUUAAUUUACCAAGUGAGAUGAAUUAUUUUUGUUCCUCAUUUAGUCAAACCGCACUGCAAGCCGCUGUCAUCAAUCUUCUGUUGGAUUUUGCAAGUAUUAAAUGAAACAUGUUUCCCUGUUAUGCAGAUAUGCAAUGGCAAACCUUACUGUGUGUUCCAAAGUAAAAUUUAAGCUCUAAAUUAAAGAAGAAAUUUCUAGUCAGAAGUAACAAACAAAAAUGAAGAAUGCAUAGUAUCAGAAGCCCAAGGCGCAGAAAUAAUAAGAUGUGUGAAAUUAUUUUA